Molecule: messenger RNA, 672 nt
Organism: Paramecium tetraurelia
Lineage: Eukaryota; Ciliophora; Oligohymenophorea; Peniculida; Parameciidae
Exons: 3
Source: RefSeq, a predicted model, not a curated record
AUGAAUAUUGAUCUGUCGUAACAAUUGCAAAAAUACAGGCAGGAGAUUAACAGUAAGUUCAAAUAGAAACAAAUACUGGCUUAAACUAUCUUUAAAUUAGCUUCGCAAUCAAAUAAGAAGGAUAAUGUCAAUUUGGCUACCUUGAAAUAAGACUUAGGUAGACAAAGAACUAAGUAGAGAACUUCCGUUACAAAUUUUUAAGGGAGUCCUUUGAAAAAUAUGAUAAGACAAAAUUAAUCACCAAAUGCUUAAAUGAGAAAUGAAUUUAAUUCAUCAAAGUUUAUAAGUCCAAUGAGAUCCAUGUCUCAAUUCAAGCAAUCACCUAAGUAAUCGAAGUUUCAAAUCCCCACUCCAAGAGAUGCUAAUUAAACGUAGAGUGCAGUUAAAUUAUAUUCCUCGAAAUAUUAAAAAGUAUUGCCAAGUGAGUAAGGAAAUUACUACAGUCAACUUCAAGCCAAGUUGGAUGGGUUGGCAUAAUUGAUAGGAUCUGAAGAAGAUUAUCAUUAAAAUGCUAAAGAUGUUGAAAAUGUAAUUGAAGAAACAAUCAACAAUUUUCACAACUCAAAUAAAUAAAACAAGUUUGAUCAAAUAAAAAGUUAAUAGUAAGUACUUGAAUAAGAUUUGAAGCAAUUAACCUUCAAAAUCUCUAGAUUUAAUGUCUAUAAAGAUUGA